This is a messenger RNA of Aegilops tauschii subsp. strangulata, 3577 nucleotides long. RefSeq lists its product as uncharacterized. Gene Ontology annotation, molecular function: protein binding. Lineage: Eukaryota; Viridiplantae; Streptophyta; Magnoliopsida; Poales; Poaceae. The record is from RefSeq and is a predicted model, not a curated record.
CUGCGCUAGAGAGGCCUCCUCUUCCUCAUCCUCCAUUCCCCACACCAUAGCCACGCCGGCCGGAAUCCUCCUCAUCCCUCCAAGAAAGUCUCUUUCUUCCCAUGCCGGAUCUCUCUCCGUCGCGCCGCCGCGCGCGGAGUGGGGGACUAGUUCGAAGCAAGAGAUAGGAAGGGCCCGAGCAUCGCCGGCGACCGGAGAGGAGGGGGCAGAUGGAGGACACGCCGCCGUCCUUCCGGCGCCGUGGGAGACCGAGUGUGCAGCCGAGCGGCGCAGAAGGAGUGAACUGCUACGAGAGUCCAAGGCUCCCAGUUCUUGGGGAGACGGUGGUGACUGCUGCUCGUGGGAAAGGAUAAUGUGCGACAACACCACACACCGAGUGUCUCGUCUCAACCUUUUCCAAACCUACCAAGAAAACCUACAGUAUUGCGAAGAUGAAUGCCCGAACCUUAACUUGACGAUCUUUUCUUCGUUUCGGGGGCUUCAACUACUGAAUUUCUCUGGACAUCACGCUUGUUUACAGAAUUUUGAAGGUCUCCAAGGAUUGAGUAAGCUCAAGUAUCUUGACCUCAGUUGCAACAGUUUUCAAGGUGGGGGUAUCCCAGGAUCUGUUGGCAAAUUGGUUUCUCUAGAAGUCAUAAAUCUCAAUGGAAACAACAUAGGUGGGACUCUUCAUAGUACAGAUUUCAGAAAUCUCCGUAAUCUGCGUGAAUUGCAUUUGGGAUCCAGUCAAUUGAGGGGUAGCCUCCCAGCAUCCAUAUUUGCACUUCCACGCCUUGAGUACCUGGAUCUUUCAUACAACCUCUUCGAAGGACAUAUACCUAUAAACUUAUCUCGGAACUUGCGAUUGCGAGAAUUGUAUUUGACUUUCAAUAGAUUGAGUGGAGGCCUCCCAGCAUCCUUAUUUGCACUUCUACGGCUUGCGUACUUGGAUCUUUCAGACAACCUAUUUCAAGGACAUAUUCUUACAAACUCAUCUUGGAACCUCCGAGAAUUGCAUUUGGGAUCCAAUCAAUUGAGUGGUACCCUCCCAGCAUCCGUAUUUGCACUUCCAUGCCUCGAGUACUUGGAUCUUUCAUACAACCUCUUUAAAGGGCAGAUACAUAUAAACUCAUCCUGGAACCUGCGGGAAUUGCAUUUGAGAUCCAACCAAUUGAGUGGUAGGGUCCCAGCAUCCGUAUUUGCACUUUCAUGCCUUGAGUACUUGGAUCUUUCAGAAAACCUAUUACAAGGGCAUAUACCUAUAAGCUCAUCUUAGAAGUGUACAUCAUCGCUUCAUACCAUCCGGUUAUCUGAUAACAGGCUAAGCGGUCAAUUUGAUUUCUUCUGGCUAAGAAACUGUGCCAAACUCAAAGAGAUAGAUCUGUCCAGGAAUACUGAUUUGGUCGUUCAAGUGCAAAUGCAUGGCUGGGUACCUAAAUUUCAGUUGAAUACACUAAGGCUCUCUUGGUGUAACCUUGAUAAGAGCAUGAUUACCGAGCCACAUUUCCUGCACACACAGAAUCAUCUGCAGUUUCUCGAUUUGUCCAACAAUAAUUUGCCGGGGAGCAUGCCCAACUGGUUGUUCACAAAUAAAACCACACUAGUUUAUCUGAAUCUUGCAAAUAACUCACUAGUUGGAUCACUAGAUCUGAUAGGGCAACCACAAACUAAUCUUAAACAGGUGAAUGUAUCAUCGAACCUAGUUGAAGGACAACUGCCAACCAACAUUGGUUUCAUGUUUCCCCAUCUCAUAAUUCUCGAUGUUUCCCGCAACACUAUUUCUGGAACAAUACCACCAGCAUUGUGCAACAGCAGCAUACAACUUAUGGACCUAUCAAAGAACAGAUUUACAGGAAAAGUACCAGCUUGCUUGUUCACUGAUUGUUAUGCAAUGAAUAUAUUGAAGCUCUCAAACAAUACACUUGGUGGCAAGAUACUUGAUGGGGCUAGUAGCUUCUCUGGUAACCUGUGGGCAAUACACCUAGGCAACAACAAAUUUGAAGGGACUCUCCCUAGAAAUCUGUCUGGUAAUGUCCAGAUCAUGGAUUUGCAUGAUAACAAGAUGUCAGGAGAACUGGACACUUCAUUAUGGUGUCUUCCUUCACUGCAAGCUUUGAGCCUUGCUAAUAAUGGUUUAACUGGUGGCAUUCAUCCAGAAAUUAGCACAUUAACAGAUCUUAUGAUGUUAGACCUGUCAGGCAACUACUUUACAGGACGUCUCCCAAAUUGUGGCACUAUGGUAUACCUCACGUUUCUGAGUGUAUCGGGGAAUUCCCUGUCAGGCUCCCCGGGUGCCUUUUUCAACAGCUCCUACAUUACGGCUUUAGAUCUCAGCAAUAAUCAGUUCACAGGCAACCUUGAGUGGGCACAACAUCUUUCUCAAGUCAGUGUACUUUUGUUAAGCAGGAAUAAGUUUGAGGGACAUAUCUCUUCAAAUUUCUGUCAUCUCCAAUACUUGAGCAUAAUUGACAUCUCGCACAAUAGACUUUCGGGUUCCGUACCACCAUGUAUUGGUGGCAUUCCAUUUGAACCCCUUGAUCCUUACGAACAUUGGCCCGCAGCUGGUAGUAUUACCUAUGGAGGAGGGGAAGAUGGUUUGGACUUUGUUUAUACCAAUAAUUAUGACCUCCCAGGCUUCACCUUCACAACUAAAGGGCAACCAUACACAUAUGGACAAAACUUCUUCAUGUCGAUGUCUGGCAUUGACUUGUCUGCAAACAUGCUGUCAGGUGAGAUUCCGGAGGAGAUGGGAAAUUUAAGCCAUAUCAAAUCUCUCAAUUUGUCAAACAAUUUCUUGACUGGUCCAAUUCCUGCAACCUUUGCAAAUAUGAGCGAGAUUGAAAGCUUAGACCUAUCCAAAAACAGGCUGAAUGGAUUGAUACCAUGGCAGUUGACACGGCUUUCAUCAUUGGAGGUGUUCUCUGUGGCAUACAACAACUUAUCGGGGUGUCUACCAGACUCUGGUCAGUUUGGCUCAUUUGAUACAGACUGUUACAGAGGGAACAACAACCUUCGAUCCUGCACUUCCAGUUCAGGUCAUGUGGCAUGGAAUGGUACUGCAGGAAGUGUGUCUGAUGAUUCUGACCCGAUCCUCUACGUGGUCACUGCUGUUUCAUUCGUCUUGGCAUUUUUGGUCACUAUCACUUUCGUAUUCUGCCAUUCAUUUGGGCAGCGUGUUAUUCUCAAACUGUGGUAGGUAAAGAUGGAGAGAGGGCUAGUGAUUAACAGUGAUGAUGUGUAAACAACACAAGGAGAUCACUUUUGUAAUCUGCUUCCCGAUUAUGCGUGUAUUUGUAAACUAUGUUACCUUGGUUUAAUAUGGAAGAGUUUUUGUGAAACUUUGUCAAGUAAGAGUUGCUGUAAAAAUAGAACCCUGAAUGAUGGCUAGAAUCAUCAGGGGUUGGAUGUUUUUGUUGCCUUUUCUUGUAAGUUCAUGGUGCAGAAUGGUGGUGUAAUGUUGAGAUUUUGGUGCUGCUUCCUUUAGCACUUUUUUUUCUGAACUGAAUUUUCUUUAGCACCAGUGAAGUCUCAUAAUGUUUGUAAUGGUAGAAAUAUUUCUUUAGUUGAGGAUUUUGGAGGGUAUGUGCUGAUAUGCUAA